GGCAAGUUUGUCAGAGGGGCUGGUACCCGCCGGACGCGGCACCUCACACAGCAGCGGCGCCUUCCCGCGCUCCGCCCGCCCGGUUCCAGGGCUGCCGCCUCGCUCGGGCUCCUCGGGCCAGCGAGCGGCGGGCGGGGCGGGGCGGGGCGCGCCUCGGGGCGGGGCGGGGCGGCGCCGGUGGCAGGGAAGGUUGCGCGGCCGGCCGCUCGGUUCGCGGCGCUGGCGGCGAGCAGCACGGGAGCGGCGCCCGCACCCGGGGCCGGCAGGGGGGCGCGUUCCGGGCCGCUGGCCAUGGAGCUCGGGGAGGGGGACGAGCUGGCCCGGGUCCGCUCCCUCUUCGUGGCCUGCGACGUGAGGGGCUCCGGGCGCAUCGAGCGGGCGGAGUUCGGCUCGCUGUGCGCCGAGCUGCGGGUGCGGCCGGCCGAGGCCGAGGCGAUCUUCCGGCGGCUCGACACGGACCGCGACGGGGCCAUCACCUUCCAGGAGUUCGCCCGGGGCUUCCGCGGGGCCAGCCAGCGGCCGCUGGAGCAGGACGAGGAGGACGCGUGGGGCGCGGCGGGGCCGACCCAGCCCUGGCGGGAUUUCGAGCUGCGGCUCGGGGGCGAGGCCAGAUACAUCCCCAGACAAGAGCAGGCCAGUGUUCUGUAUGCGAACAUCAGUUUAGUGGAACCAAGAUUAAUUCAGCCUUAUGAACAUGUUAUUAAGAACUUCAUCCAAGAGAUCAAACUUCAAAGCACAGAGAUGGAAAGCUUGGCCAUAGCUGUAAAAAGAGCUCAGGAUAAAGCAGCAAUACAGCUCAGUGAAAUGGAGGAGGAGAUGGAUCAGCGGAUACAGGCUGCAGAACACCAAGUCAAGAAGGAAGAGAAGCGGAAAGCUGAAGAGGCACUAAAUGAUCUCAAGCGUCAGUAUGAGAAUGAAGUUGGUGAACUUCAGGUGACAAUAAAAAAACUUAAAAAGCUGGAAGAACAAUCAAAGAACAUAAAUCACAGAGAAGAUUUGGCUGCAUUAAAAAAAAGAAUACAUGAAUUGUCGUUGGAAAAUCAGAAACUUAAAAAAGAUCUUUUAGAAGCACAGACAAGUAUAGCUUUUCUUCAAAGUGAAUUAGAUACUUUGAAAAGUGAUUAUGCAGAUCAAAGUUUGAGCUCAGAAAGAGACCUGGAAAUUGUUCGAGAAUACACUGAAGACAGAGAGAGCCUGGAAAGGCAAAUUGAAAUACUUCAAUCAGCUAACAGAAAACUACAUGACAGCAAUGAUGGUUUAAGGAGUGCACUAGAAAACAGUUUAAGCAAAUGCAACAAAUCACUGCGUCUAACAAACAUCUCCCCUGGGAAUACAAUUACUAGAAGCAGCCCCAAAUGUAAUGGUGGCCAGUCUCCUCAAAAUCCACGAUAUGACAGAUCAUCUCGUUCUUCCUAUGUGGAUGAAGAUGAGUGUUUAGCCCUUUGUGACCCUCUGCAAAGGAUAAACUGUGAUGCUGAUAGCUUGUCUGAAAGCUGCUUUGACAGUGGUUUGUCUACCUUGAGAGACUCAAAUGAAUAUGAUUCAGAAGUGGAAUGGCGACAUCAAAGAAGUUUUCAAAGGCCACACUGCAUGCAGGACGGUUCUGGUGGUGAUGCUUCUGAUACAGAUGUUCCAGAGAUCAGGGAUGAAGAGGCUUAUAGUCCUGACAACAGCAGUACAGCAGAAGACUGGAAACCCUCACAACCAGUCAGUCGAAGCAGCUCUAGUGCUUCAACAAGGAGGUGUCUCCCUGCCCUCUCUCCACAGACAGACACAAUAGACUGUAACCUGAAAUACCCUAAUUCAGAGAAGGCUUACAAGAUAGUUCUUGCUGGGGAUGCAGCAGUAGGGAAAUCCAGUUUCCUUAUGAGACUUUGCAAGAAUGAAUUUCGAGGAAACACCAGUGCAACUCUGGGAGUUGAUUUUCAAAUGAAAAGGCUUGUUGUUGAUGGAGAACCUACAGUGCUCCAGCUAUGGGACACAGCAGGACAGGAGAGAUUUCGAAGUAUUGCCAAGUCAUAUUUCAGAAGAGCAGAUGGCGUGUUACUGUUGUAUGAUGUGACAUGUGAAAAGAGUUUUCUUAAUGUACGAGAAUGGGUGGAUAUGAUUGAGGAUACAACUCACGAGAAUAUUCCAAUCAUGAUGGUGGGUAACAAGGCAGAUCUUCGCCAAACAGUUUCAGAACGAGGACAAAAAUGCGUACCAAUCAACUAUGGAGAAAAAUUGGCCAUGACUUAUAAUGCACUGUUUUGUGAAACAAGUGCUAAAGAUGGAUCUAAUAUUGUAGAAGCAGUUCUUCAUCUUGCUCGUGAAGUGCGAAAAAGAAGUGACAAUGAAGACACGGAGUCUGUAACCAACCUGGAUGAGCCAACUGUCAAAAAAUCAAUGCUUAUGAAGAACUGCUGUAAUAUAUAAAUAGCAAACUCCCUUUCUGCCCUAAAUAAUUUUACUUUUGUAUUUUUAUGACUUUUUAAAAUGAAAAAUGAAGGAUUUACAUAAUAUGUUCUCCUUAAUAUGGAUUUAUAUGUAUAUAGUAGUUGCAAAACUUGAGAAAUUCAGUUCCUACUUUCUGCUGCUCUGCACUGGUGCACUUGCCUAGCCUCAGAGGCUGUGGUUUGAUCUCACUUAUAUCAGUGUAUGUCAGUAAAAUCAAAGAAGUUACAUUGGUUUAAAGAUGGUCUGAGAUCAGAAUCAAGGCUUUUACUUUUGCCAUGAAUUUAUGAUAGUCAAUACAUACAGUACUGUAUUUUCAUUUCAUUCAUCUAGAUAUUUCCUUAUAAAGUGAGAGGUUUCACAAACUGAAGACACUGUAAUAAUUUUAUGUUAAACCCAGGAUAUUCAGAGCCCAGGGGGAAAUUCCAUUAUUACUUCAUCUAAUUUUGCCUAGGACAGGUAAUGCAGGUCCAGUUAUAUCUGUAUGAAAUAUUCACAACAAACCACGCUGCCACUUGAAACUUACCUAGUUUCAUUACAAACUUGCGAGGUUUAUCAAAAAGACUUGUCGAAUUUUUGAACUUUUUCAAGUGAAGUAGUUGAGUUUUGAGCAAACCUUGGCAAAUAUAUGGUGUUGCAUCUGAAAAGCAAAACUCAAGUCUGAUCCCACAUGGAUCAGAACUGGAGGAAAUACUUGCAUGAAUCCUGCAAAGCAAAAAGACAAAUUGUAUGCUACUCUGACCUCAAGAGAAGUCACAGUAUCUGCAGGAUUUAGGAACACUGGGAUGAAAUAAAGAUGCAAUUCCUGCCUGUUUAUAAAUGAGACUGUUACUGUUAUUUUAAUAUAGGGGAAUGUGAAUUGUCCCUUUCCUCUUGUUUUUCAAAUGUUUGCCAUUGAUACAUAUGACAAUUCAGACAGUUCAAGUGAUGGACUCUAAUAGUACAGAAGGAUCUAUCGUCAUCUGUUUUCUUAGUGAAUCUUUAGGCUUUAAGCCACUUGUUAGCUGCUGUACAUGCACAAGACUCCAGAUUAAAUUUUUAUUAAAGGAAUCAGUCGGCGUGACCAUGAGCCACUUUCCAAAAAUCAGGCAAUACUGUUCUCAUUAAGGUAAGGCUGAGGACUCCGAACUCCACUUGAAGUCAGUGGGAGCUGCGGAUGCUCAAUCUCUCUGAAAUUCAAGACAUUUGGUUUUAUUGAGUUUUCUAAAAAUCCCAUAGUUUAAUACAUAUUUUAAACUCAAAACCUAAAAUCAUUAAUGUAAAAAUGACACUAUUAUAGUAUAAUUAUUAAAAUAGGAGUACAAAAAAAGCAUCACACCCUACUGACUUUGUUUAGUCUUUUGUUCCCUUACUUAGGGCCAGUCCUGCAAAUAUUUAGGCAUGUGAGUGACACUUUUCCUGCAGGUAGUCCCAUUAAAACCAAUUCAUGUUUAUAGGUAUUUGCAGGAUCAGGACCUUGGGGCCCAGUCCUCCUCCUAUUAAAGUAAAUGGCACAGCUCCCACUGACUUCAAUGGGAGUACUAUUAGGACCUUUAGUGGCUGAGCAAACUGUUUCAGCCUUUUUUUUGUGUAUAUUAAAAACAGGUUUCAAGCUGCAACCAGUCUGCCUAGUGUCAGACUUAAGUGAAGUAUUAUGGUCUUACCUAAAACCUGCGAAAAAGUGGAUACUAGCUGUAGCAACAUUAGAUAUUUUCUGAGCCACUGCAUUUCAACAGAGUAUAGCCAGUGACUGAUAUUAAUUUUAUAAAAUAUGGACUUCCCUAGAGUAGGGUAGUUUAUUACCUGGGUUUUUAAAAAAAAUGCCUUUUCAGGUAAAGAGAUUGGUGUUUUUACAUAUUCUUUUAAAGCUAUGUUUUCUCAGAGAUUUUGUCUCAAGCGACUAAUCCUGAGCAUUUUCCAGCAAGGCAAAGAGACUAUAAUGCCAAAUAAAUUGGGCACAUCCAUUAUUUCCAUAUAUUUUGGCCUCAUAAAAGAAAAUGUACUUGGGACCAGAUCAUGCCCCACAAUAUCCAUGAGCUGAGAGGAACCUUUGGACACAGAUCUACCUUAUCACACAUAGAAGAGGUAAGGAGUAACCUACUUCUGCAGCACCAUCCUACCCCACUUGGCAAAAAUCUCUUGAGGGUCUUGAGUCUGUUGUGGGGGAGGUGACAGAGGCUGGGAGAAGAGUGGGCGAGCUAGGCAUAUGGCCAUGGAAUAUAAGCAGAAAAGAUAAUGCAGCCAUUUAUCUGCAGAGGCAGCCAUGGCCAGGGGGAGCUUGGCUUUGCUGUCAAGGGGAAGAGAUCCGUGUGGAUCAUUGGGAAUCCAGGGUUUCUUCAAUGAAAGUGGGAAGGGCGGGAGAGCUUAAUUCUGCCUCCCCCCUCCAAAGGAGUGAGUGGAGCUCCACAAGGGUAUCAUGGAGAUUUUUCUCCUCCAAAGCUUGCUCCUUUGAUCAAGAGGGAACAUAAUCCAGCUUUUGGCUUCUAAAAGCCUAUGCUGACAAUAUAUAGGCUUUCAAAUCAUUAAUCUGUUUGAAAUUGACCUUCCCAGUAAGAAAGCUAGAAACAUAUUAACUCUUUAUUUCAAUUCAAGUUAUUGCUCAUUCAGUGUUGAUAACUUCUGCUCACUCUUACUGCCACUCCAGAAUUUUCCCCAAUAAUAGCUGUCUUUCCUGUUUAAAAAAUAGGCGAGAGACAAGUCAGAACAAUCACAGGUUACCUUUGAUUUCAUUGACAAUGAAGGCGAAAUAGAAACUAUCCUUGAAAAUUCUGCAAGAACAUUUUAAAGUAAUGAAACUGUCAUCUUAGUAUUCAAAAGAGAAAUCCCAUCAGCAGUGAAGCUGUCUUGAAGACAGUGUCUUCAUCUAUAUUAAAUAGUUACAAUUUAAUAUUAAGGGCCCAGUCCUGUAAAGUCUUUUCCACACAUCUUCUGUGGGAAAUAAUAUGGAUUCACAGGACUGUAACUCAACCUGAGCGGAGGCUCCUUUCUUAUGUUGGACCUGAUUUUGGAAGAUGCUGAGCUUGAAAGCUGAAGGUGUUCAGCACAACCCUGGACGGGACACUUUGUGUGCACCCAAGAAUGUUAUUGACCUCAGUGAGAGAUUUAGGUGUACAGAAAUACAAGACAGGGCCCCAGAGCUAGGAAUCUAAGGCUGGCAUAUGGCUAAUAUUUUCUCCCCAAAGAUAGUAAGAAAGGACCAAGUCGCAUCGAACUUUUGAAUUUAUUAGCUUUUCUUAUUAGUAUGACUCACCAUCUUAAUAUUAUUUAAAUGUAGUUUGUGUAUUUUAUUGAUUCUUUAUUGAAACAUCUAAAAUUCCAGUGUUACUGAUUUAAUAACCUGGGGUUGUACAAUUAAGUACAAAAUGUACAGUAUUUUGGCAGUUUUAAAAUAGGACAUUACAUACCCCAUAGCUGGAAAUGUUCUUCUUGGCAUUGUAGAUCUGGGUCCUGUAAACAGGCAUUUGUGGGAUGUACUCUUUUUAAAAAAAAGUAGGUUCGAAAUCCAUAUGGAAAGUAGUUUGUGUGCAUGUGCAGUAAAUGCUUUUCCAAAUUUAUUUAAUGUGAUAUGCCCGAAUCCUGGAAAGAAAAACAUGCGAAUGGAGUCCUGUGCCUGCACAGAGUACAGCUGAAGCCGAUAAUGUCAGUUUCCUGACCACCCAGUUCUAUCUGUGGGAUUGGUGUCUUGGGCAGUUCUUGUUGAUUUUAAUGACCAGAAGUGUGUGUCUAGAUAUUUUGCCAAAAUUUAUAAAUUGAAUCUAUUUUUUUUAACAAUGUGACUAUUUUAUUUUGCAUUUGUGUGAGCUAUAGCUAAGCAAACACUCCUUGAAACAAUU
Messenger RNA from Dermochelys coriacea (leatherback sea turtle), 6245 nucleotides. RefSeq names its product RAS and EF-hand domain containing (gene RASEF). Gene Ontology annotation, molecular function: calcium ion binding; GTPase activity; GTP binding. The record is from RefSeq and is a predicted model, not a curated record. Lineage: Eukaryota; Metazoa; Chordata; Testudines; Dermochelyidae. The transcript has 17 exons. Bases 292 to 2415 code for a protein of 707 amino acids.